This is a messenger RNA of Lates calcarifer (barramundi perch), 1045 nucleotides long. RefSeq names its product bromodomain adjacent to zinc finger domain protein 2B. The transcript has 6 exons. The record is from RefSeq and is a predicted model, not a curated record. Lineage: Eukaryota; Metazoa; Chordata; Actinopteri; Centropomidae. Bases 338 to 1045 code for a protein of 235 amino acids.
AUCUGAAGCGCAUACCAGAGGAGCAGCAGCCUUCUUCCCUCCUCUUCUGGGUUUGCAUCCUGUAUUUGCAUCAAACUUGAAGAGCCAUGAUCCUGCUCACUUACAGUCCUGUGCCUCAGGCGUGAAUGGAACAGUGAAUGGUAGGAGUGCUUCCUCUCCUACUGGGAACUCUGCUGUGAACACCAGUUCAUUUCCAGCAAAGGGAAACAAAGAGAAAACUAAAGCCAACAGUGGUCAGAGUCCAAAGAGCUGUCAGGACCCAGGCCAACUACACCAGAAGACUGUUCAGAAAACAAAAGAAAAGAAACCCAGCAAAAGACCACUAGAGACCUCGAGCAUGAGCGGCAGCCAGUCAGGAUCCUUGUCAGAUAGCUCCAGUGAUGGUGAGGAGAGCAGCAGUGAUCCUGAUGACAUGGAGGAGGAGGAGGAAGAGGAGGACAAUGAUGAAGAUGAGGAUGAUCAGAGCAAUGACAGCGAGGACUCUGAUUCAGGAAAAGAGAGUCAGUUUAAACGGAAAGUCAAGCGGCUGACACAGAACACUACCGAGAGUAAAAAGAGGAGACCUCGUACCACUGAUGGAAAUACAACUCAAGACAGUCAUUGUGAUAGCGUUCCUUUGACUUCCUCGUACUGCCUCCAGUCUCAUUCUGCUGUCCGGGCUCAAUCCACAGCACUGUUUCUCCAGAGCUCCAGGACCGCAGGAGGAGGGAGCGAAGUUCAGGAUGCGCCCUUAGCUCUCAUCACAAAGCCGCGCAGCCAGAGCAGCACCCCGAACAGCACCCCGAACAGCAAGCUGCUUCUGGCAGCUACUACCCCUCCCUACCCAAUGCCCAUCAACUUGAGCACUGGCCACCAAGGAACCAUCAGGCAGCUCUACUUGGUCAGAGGCAGUGAGUCUGAUAUCCACAGCAGCAAGGAGUUAGACUCAGACUCUUUAGGAGAGGACUACGAUGAUGACGAUGACGAUGAAGAUGAUGAAGAUGAUAUCAAUGAUGAAGAUUCUGGAAGCAGUCUGUCAGGUGAGAUUAAACAGCCCAUUCGUUAA